Messenger RNA from Sesamum indicum (sesame), 2373 nucleotides. NCBI's taxonomy places the organism in Eukaryota, Viridiplantae, Streptophyta, Magnoliopsida, Lamiales, Pedaliaceae. The record is from RefSeq and is a predicted model, not a curated record.
AAUAUUCUUGUUGAGGUUCUGUGGGCUGUUUCAUUGAUCUGAUGGUGGUUUCUUCGGCGGACUGGGAGAUAUAUAUGCCGCUGAUCUUUGUUUUUGUUUAUUUGAUGUUGCGGAUUUUGAUGUCGCUUUGUUUAUUGCUAUUGCAUGAAUUAUUUUCUGUAUCAAUGAGAGGGAAAUGUGCAUUUUCCAUUGAACUGGGGUCGUUGGAAACACUUUGUUUGUUUGGAUUGGAUAAGAACUCAACCAGUAAUAGCAAAAAAUAGGAGUUUAAUCAGAUUUCUAGCUUGUAUUUUAGAAUGUUUGGGAUCCACUUUUUAGUUUUUCUAGAGGAGGAUCAUUGCUGGUUGGCCAACUGGUACGGGACUUGAACCCGUGACCUAUCUUUCACAUGAACAGGACGAGAUCGGUGGGUCACUCUGAUAUUUAGAGUUCAAAAGGACUGUGUCAUUUUAGUGACAUUUAGGAAAAGUAGAGUCUCAAGAAGAGUGAGGAAGAAGUUUUAUGAUUUAUGAUUUUCCACGGUUUCUUAUUAAUAAUUUUUCGGCCUACCUUCAUGAUGCUUGUCUGGAGAGUCGACUGUUUAAAUUUCUGAUCUCCUCGAAGAUAGGCUGGAAAUGAGAAGGAAUAUGGGGUGUUUAUCUGUAUUGGUAGCUAGCUGCAAGUUGCUUAGCAUAAGGGAGACGGCAAGUGGAAAUAAUGGAGGGAGAAUUAGUACCUUUUGUCAUAGUUUACUCAAUAUUAUAUAGCUAGUGGAUUUGGAAGUACAGUGAAACUGAAAACUUAGAAUUUGAUGGUUUUCUGGCAUGAGUUCCUUGUAAAGCAGAUUGUUUUUCAGGAUCAACACUUUAAUUUAGGCUAGGCUGGGGUCUUGUGUAGUUUUCCUAUUGCGGAUGUCAACUGCAACUUGCUGUCUUUUGUAUAAUUUGCCCAAACUUGCACGUUUUUUGUAGAUUUAGCGAGUGAUGUUGUGCAAAAGCAGGCUUUUUGUAUUAAAUUUGGGGAUUAAAUGAAAGGUUGGCGUUUGCCCAUAGUUUUGGACGCACGAACCAUCCAUCUACAAUAAAAUCCUUUUACCCUUUCUGCUGGAAAAGGAAAUGGAAUAUUAGAACGAACCUCAAGAACCAACCAUCUGAGAAUUUCUGAUUCUGUUCUUUACAGAGCAUAUUUUCCAGCUAAGUGAAGGGCUUCAUUGAUAAGCCGAAGUACUUUCCUGCCGGAAAAAAAUCCUUCUCAUAAAACAUCAUGCUUAAAGUCCCAGCUCAUCAAGUUGCAGGACACAGAGCUGAUGGUGGGAAACUUGGACCUCUUGUUGAUGAUUCCGGGCGUUUCUACAAGCCACUUCAGGGUGAUGAGCGUGGCGCUAGAGAAGUUGCUUUCUAUACAUCGUUCUCUUCAGACUCUAAAGUUCCUGACCACAUCAGUAGAUUCUUCCCCAAGUUUUAUGGAACUCAGCUUGUUGAGGCAUCCGAUGGGUCUGGAAUGAAACCCCAUCUUGUUCUACAAGAUCUGACUUUCAGUCGAGUCCAUCCAUCAGUAAUGGAUAUUAAGAUUGGUUCAAGAACGUGGGGCCCAGAAGAGUCGGCGGAGCAAAUCCAAAAGUGUUUGAAGAAAGAUACAGAAAGUUCAAGCCUUCCGCUGGGAUUUAGGCUAUCAGGGAUGCAAAUCUUUGGAACCAAAGAAUCCGGAUUCUGGAAGCCGGAGAAGAAGUGGAUGCAGUCCAUUUCAACCGACGAAGUUAGGUUACUUCUUAAAAAGUUUGUUUCUUCCGACACAUCUGCGUCGAGACCAGAUUGUGCUUUUGCAUCAGUCGUGUACGGUGGUUCUAAGGGUAUUUUAUCACAGUUGCUGGAGUUGAAGGCAUGGUUUGAGGACCAAACUAGUUAUCAUUUCUUUGCUUGCUCGAUUCUUAUGAUGUUUGAGAAGGAGCUUGCACUGGACCGGAAGAGCCCUUGCCCGGAAAUCAAACUAGUUGAUUUUGCUCAUGUUUUCGAAGGCAGGGGUGUUAUCGAUCAUAACUUCUUAGGCGGGCUUUGCUCUUUGAUCAAGUUCAUCUCUGAGAUCCUAACCACUCCAGAAGACUCCUCUACUAAUGGUCUGCUAGAAGAUGUCCAUAGAAGCCACGUUUACCCUGAAAACGGUUCAGCUUAAGUUUACAGAAUAUCCUAAGUGCCUCAACAACUUAAAUAGGUUAUCGUUAUUCACACUGUUCUUGUUUCGGUUUUCCCCAUUUUCAAGAAUGUAAUCAUUUCCUCUAGCAUCUUUACAGGGGCCGAAUGCUGUUAGCUCGAUGAUUUUGUUGCCUUCUCAUGUAAUAAAAUCUCUCAUGCUGCUAACUUUUGAAUAUAUGAAGUUUGGCAUGAACUCUUUGGUGUU